AUGAGAUUUAAAAAUAUUAUAAAUAACAAGUAUAUAUUUCAAAGAGUGGUACACUUCAUUCAUGAAGGUCACCAUUUAUAUGCUUGCAAGUACAGAAAUAAUGAGAUUGACGAUGCAUUAUGGCUGGUGCAAACAGGGAGUUUCGAAAUCUUGAGGAAUAAGAUAUUGUUGGAUGGCGUCAGUACUGAUGAUCUAUGCUAUCGGCUGUUGUAUUGGCCAGUUGAAUCACUGUCAAUACUAUUCGAAAAACAACGAUUCGAUAUCAUAGAGUUGUUGCUUGCCAACAGGAGUGUUGGCUCAUUGCAAUACUGUUUCUUCACAACCGAUGUCAUUGACAAAGCAGUUGCAUCGAGUGCACCGAUCUCACUACUUGAGAGAAUCAAUAGUCUGUUGCCAAGAUCGAUUACAUGGCGAUGUUAUUCUAGUGCUGCGCAGGCCGGUCGUCUAGAUGUCAUCGAGUGGCUGAGGAAGAGUCGUGCCGAUAUCUUACCGACUGGCGAAGCAACUGUUAAUGCAGCUGCCAAUGGUCAUCUUCAUUUGAUCAAAUACUUUCAUGAAAACGAUGGUUGGGCAACUUUUAGCAAAAAGGUGCUCGAUGCUGGUAUUAAGAGUGGAAACCGUCAACUCAUAGAUUUUAUCCUUGACAAGAGACCUGAAGGAUUGUCGAACGAAUCAAUCGAUCUACUUGCAGCCAAUAGUGAACUACACGACAUGAUAUUCACAUUGGUAAGAAACAAGUCCGUCGAUGCACAAUGUACCUACAAGUCUCUGGUGCAUGCCUGUCGAUUUGGCAAUUUGAAGCUGCUCAAGUUCCUAAUGGAGAAUGAAAAGAAGUUGACUUCUGUCAGUCAAGUACCGUUUACCAAGAAAGAUAUAGACUGUAUUGGAAGAACCGAGUCAUCGUUGUCGACUGCAAUCAGAUAUUGUAAUGUCAAUUGUUUUGACUACCUUUCCAAACUACCGGUCUACAAGAGCUACAUAGGAAUUGUAACGACACAACUUCAUAAUAAUCUACUAGUAUCCGAUCAGAUAUCUCCGGACAAACAUAUGGAAUUGUUUCAAUAUCUAAAGUUGGGAAAGUACACAUUCGAUAUCGAGUCGAUAAACAUUGCCGUUAUUCUUGGUGACAUUAAGUUGUUUGAUUUGGCGAUGACCCAAUUUGGUAAUUGCCUAACGUAUGCCAGCAUUGUUAAACUAUUUCAGAAUGCUGUCGGAUAUGUACAUCUUGAAAUGACGCUAGAACUGUACAUUAGAUAUGUGAUUAACAAUACUGGAGCUGUUGGACAAGGAAUUGCAUUUGGAUUGAAAAUGAGACGAUUAAAUCCGACACCACCCGCCGACUUAAUAGAGAUACUCGAGCGGCUACAUCAUUUUCCAAAUCAUCCAUUGAGACUGGCUCCAAGCCAGGUGUAUGAGGCUGCCAGGACAUCAGAGGAGAUGCUGCGAUACUUAUUCACUUUCUAUUCAUCCGAUAGUGAUGUAUCAAAAUAUUCAUCUUCAUACUUGGAUACGGCAGCUGGUUUUGGAUGUCUUGAUAUCGUGGAACACUGCUCAAAAGGAAUACACUCGGAUGAAUUGAAAAAAUGUUACUAUACUGCUGCUGCACGUGGACAACUUCAUAUACUCCAGUAUCUCACCAGUGAACACAAUAUCAAAGGUGACCAAAAGUCACUUGUAGAAGCGAUUAAACAGGGUCAUCUCAAAGCUGUAGAAUACAUCCAUCGAACUGGUAUCAAUACACAGGUAGACACGUCAAUGUUGAACACCGACAAGAUUCAAAUGAGCCAUCAUCUUGCUAGUCUAAUGGAGAUUCAAAAUAGUCGCAACACUUUUUCUAAGAAGCUAUAUGGCAGCGACGAUGAUGACGAUUACGUACAAUCCUCGCAAUUUCAGAAAACACAAAGAAUAUCAGCGAUAAAGAAUCUGUCACAGUUGAAGCUAUUUUUCUCAAAGUGGUAUCUAGAGUCAACCAGUUGUAAAAUCAGUAUUGAUUUAAAUACGAUCCACUCAUUGAUAACCACCAACAAAAUCGAUCUACUUGUAUUUCUAUUGGAGGAAGUAAAAUACAAUCACUUUGAUAAGAAUAUUUUCGGUCGUGCUGGAGACAACAUCAACGCAAGUCUUUUUGGCUCGAUAUAUGGUGAGUGGUUUGGAGGUGCAGAUGCUGCAGUUCAAGAUUUACUGUUGAACGACGUGUGUAACGUAGAUUUCAAUGUUUGGAUUCAAUACGAUGACACUGAAUGA
Heterostelium album PN500 is the source of this 2244-nucleotide messenger RNA. RefSeq lists its product as uncharacterized. The record is from RefSeq and is a predicted model, not a curated record. NCBI's taxonomy places the organism in Eukaryota, Evosea, Eumycetozoa, Acytosteliales, Acytosteliaceae. The coding region runs from base 1 to 2244 and encodes 747 amino acids. The transcript has 2 exons.